AUGUUUGAAUAUUAUGCAAUAGGAAAAGAAUCAAAUAAAAUUCAUGAUAUUCAUAAAUAUCUUUUAGGCAUCUGCAACAAAAAAAUGGUUGAUAAUUUAGUUAAAAAUUAAAAUAAGCAGUAAAGAGUCAGCCCCUCUACUGAAUAAAAAGCAAGACCCUCAUUUAGUUAUCGCCCUAAAGAAAAAUGUAAGGUGACAUUUUAGAUUAGAUCCAACUUUAAUAGGAGCUCAAUAUAAAUAUUUUAAAGCACAACCAAAAAGGAAACAAAUUUACUUAAGCACACUAUAGAAUGAUCAAUCGGAAUCUACUCCAAGAUUGAAAGCGAACUCUAUAAUUUAAGAUUAAAAAAUUGUAUAAUAAAUGAAUUCAGCCAGGGCUAUUUAAACUGCAUAAUAUAAAAUCGAAAGAAAUAUCUCAACUUAACAAGCAGAGAAAACAUCUAAAAACUACUAUCUACCUAAAUGUGAUAGUAAUUGGAUUAUUCAUUUAAGAAGUAUAAGAUAAAGAAAAGAAUAGUUAUGA
Molecule: messenger RNA, 523 nt
Organism: Paramecium sonneborni
Lineage: Eukaryota; Ciliophora; Oligohymenophorea; Peniculida; Parameciidae
Source: the annotation of a GenBank genome assembly